GUUCACGACGGGUGUUUGAUGUGUACAGGCGUCUCUAUCAAUGUCCCCCAUGAACAUCUUCAGACACGGAGCUGACGAGGAGAAGGCCGAGACCGCUCGACUGUCUUCAUUCAUUGGUGCCAUUGCUAUUGGAGAUCUGGUGAAGAGCACUCUGGGUCCUAAAGGAAUGGACAAAAUCUUAUUGGGCAGAGGUGACGUCACAGUGACCAAUGACGGAGCAACCAUCCUGAAAGCCAUCGGUGUUGAUAACCCUGCGGCUAAAGUGCUCGUGGACAUGUCUAAAGUUCAGGACGAUGAGGUGGGUGAUGGGACGACGUCGGUUACAGUGCUGGCCGCUGAGCUGCUGCGGGAAGCCGAGCUCCUGAUCGCCAAGAAGAUUCAUCCUCAGAUCAUCAUCGCCGGAUGGAGGAAGGCCACUCAAGCCGCCCGUGACGCCCUCAGAGAGGCAGCGGUGGAUCAUGGGAACGAUGAUGCUAAAUUCCAGGUGGAUCUGAUGAACAUCGCCCGCACAACUCUCUCAUCCAAGCUGGUCACUCAUCAUAAAGAUCACUUCGCUAAUCUGGCCGUAGAAGCCGUGCUCCGACUCCGAGGCUCCGGCAAUCUGGAGGCCAUUCACGUCAUCAAGAAACUCGGAGGCAGUUUGACCGACUCGUACCUGGACGAAGGAUUUCUGUUGGACAAGAAGAUCGGCGUCAAUCAACCCAAGAGGAUCGAGAACGCUAAAAUCCUCAUCGCCAACACCGGGAUGGACACGGACAAGAUCAAGAUCUUCGGCUCCAGGGUGCGCGUGGACUCCACGGCAAAGGUGGCCGAGAUCGAGAUGGCCGAGAAAGAGAAGAUGAAGGAGAAGGUGGAGAGGAUCCUCAAACACGGCAUCAACUGCUUCAUCAACAGACAGUUGAUCUAUAACUAUCCCGAGCAGCUGUUCGGCGCCGCCGGUGUCAUGGCCAUCGAACACGCUGACUUUGUGGGAGUGGAGCGUCUGGCUCUGGUCACAGGAGGUGAGAUCACGUCCACCUUCGAUCAUCCGGAGCUGGUGAAGCUGGGUCAGUGUAAACUCAUCGAGGAGGUGAUGAUCGGAGAAGAUAUGCUCAUCCACUUCUCUGGAGUCGACAUGGGUGAAGCGUGCACUAUUGUCCUGCGCGGAGCGACGCAGCAGAUUCUGGACGAGGCCGAGCGCUCUCUUCACGACGCUCUGUGUGUUCUCGCUCAGACUAUUAAAGAGCCACGCACCGUCUAUGGUGGAGGUUGCUCAGAGAUGUUGAUGGCUAAAGUGGUCUCAGAUCUGGCCAACAGAACAGCAGGUAAAGAUGCGGUUGCCAUGGAGUCGUUCGCUAAAGCUCUCAGGAUGCUGCCCACCAUCAUCGCAGAUAACGCGGGAUACGACAGCGCAGAACUGGUGUCUCAACUGAGAGCCGCUCACCAGGACAACAAGAGCACGUUUGGACUGGACAUGACCCAGGGCACGAUCGGUGACAUGGCGACUCUGGGCAUCACCGAGAGCUUCCAGGUGAAGAGACAGGUGCUGCUGAGCGCUGCCGAGGCGGCCGAGAUGAUCCUGCGUGUGGACAACAUCAUCAAAGCCGCUCCCAGGAAGCGUGUGCCCGACCAUCACCCCUGUUAAAGGCACGCAUCACACUGUGGGUGUAUUUAUUAACGGACGUCUGGCCUCCGUCAGCUCUUCAGUUUGUGGUCUUGCUGUAGUCGCACUUGACAAGCGUCAGUUGUGUCUCGCUGUCUCUGCAUUGCUCAACCGAGCCAAAGCUUGCUCUUUUCUUUACUGAAUAAAAAACGAUUGACAAAGA
Triplophysa rosa is the source of this 1805-nucleotide messenger RNA. RefSeq names its product T-complex protein 1 subunit beta. The transcript is spliced from 15 exons. NCBI's taxonomy places the organism in Eukaryota, Metazoa, Chordata, Actinopteri, Cypriniformes, Nemacheilidae. The record is from RefSeq and is a predicted model, not a curated record. Gene Ontology annotation, biological process: protein folding. Gene Ontology annotation, cellular component: cytosol; chaperonin-containing T-complex. Bases 41 to 1624 code for a protein of 527 amino acids. Gene Ontology annotation, molecular function: ATP-dependent protein folding chaperone; ATP hydrolysis activity; ATP binding.